Cutaneotrichosporon oleaginosum is the source of this 2655-nucleotide messenger RNA. RefSeq lists its product as uncharacterized. Gene Ontology annotation, biological process: regulation of DNA-templated transcription; DNA-templated transcription. NCBI's taxonomy places the organism in Eukaryota, Fungi, Basidiomycota, Tremellomycetes, Trichosporonales, Trichosporonaceae. The record is from RefSeq and is a predicted model, not a curated record. Gene Ontology annotation, molecular function: DNA-binding transcription factor activity, RNA polymerase II-specific; zinc ion binding; DNA binding.
CCCCCCCUCGGCACCUUUCCCAAUACAAUAGCAGCGUCGCCAUCCACCCAACUACUACCACGCCAGCUAUGUCCGACACGCCGGGCCGCCGCAGUGGCUCCAAAGAGGACGCGCCAAAACAGUCUCGCCGACGCAUAUCGCACAUCUCAAAAGCUUGCAAUGGAUGUCGUAGAAGGAAAAUGAAAUGUGACGGCGCGCAGCCAUCUUGUGCGAUUUGCAAGGUGUACAAGGAGGAGUGCGUGUACAACCCCGAGGCGGAUGGUCGGCGCUCGACACCCAAAGCGUACGUUGCCGCGCUCGAGGAACGUGUGCGUGUCCUCGAGGGCAUGCUCAAGAACGCGGGCCUGGAAGCGGGCGCUGGGGAGGCCAAGCCAGAGCCACCAGAGAACGAGACGACGCCGGAGACCGCGGGUCUGGACCGGCUGAAGAUCGACGAGACCACCGGCGAGCUGUUCGAGUAUGGCCCGACGUCGCUCUUCAAGCACGUGCCUGAGGGAAGCGAUGAUGCGUCGCCCGCCGCAACUCUCGGCCCGUCCCCGAUGGGUGCGCCGCCCGCGGUCGGUGCUGAGCGGCCUGCGCUCCUGCGCCCGCGUGAGGUUAUGAUUGCCGAGCUCAACUGCCCGGAGCUCGACGACACGACGCACGAGAAGGUCCUGCGCCUCUUCUUCGAUUACUUCAACCCGCAGAGCUUCUGGGUGGAUGAGCGCAAGUUCCGCCGCGAUAUGGCGUCGUCGCCUGUAGUCGACGGAACGAUCAUCCGCGCGCGCCGCACGGCGCACUACUCCCCAUUGCUACACAACGUGAUCUUGGCGCUGGGCGUCGCCUUCCUCGAGAUUCCUGUUGAGGUGCGCGAACAGCUGGGCAUUGCGUUCAGCAAGCGUGCCAAGGACCUGCUGGAGGAAGAAGCGGAGACGGCGAUGCUCUCGACAGUCUCUGGGGUGCUGCUCCUUGGGAGCUAUCACGCGUCUGUGGCACGCCACAACCUCGGAUUCAUGUACUCGGGCAUCGGGUUGCGACUGGUACAGGCGCUGGGCCUCGGCACCAACUGCAACUACUGGGUGACGAACGGCGCGAUCAGCGAGGAAACGAAGCAGUCGCGCUACAACAUGUGGUACUGCGCGUAUAUCCUCGACAAGUGCUGGUCGACGUACGUUGGUCGCUCGGCCGCACUGCCGCUCGCUCAGCAUGACAUUCCCGUGCCCACACCCGACGCCGAGGAGGACGAGCUCAUCUGGCACCCGAUCAUCCACACGCCCCGUUCCGAGACCUUUGAUCCCAAGGUCGGGCAGGCUGCGAUAGAGCUCUCCGACGCUAUUGCGACCGCCAACGCCGAGCCCGUCAAGGGUUGGCGCUCGACGACGUUUGUGUGGAUGAUCAAGUUAAGCAUUGUCGCCGAGCGCGUGCUUAGCACCGUCUACUCGAUCAACUUCAACAUUCGCUCCAGCAACGUUAGACAUGUGGUAUCGGAGCUUGAUGUUCUGCUGGAGAAGUGGCUUGACUCGAUUCCUGACGAGCUGCGCCUUCCGACGGCUGGGCGCAGCGAGCGCGUCGUUCCCGGUCACAUUCUGAGUCUGCACGCCUUCCACUGUUUCAUUCUCAUACUCCUGCACCGCCCGUGGUUCGCCAACUGCUCGCCUACCACACUCGACGCCGGGCCGGACGGAUCAGUCGCGAAGUGCGAGCGCGCCGCCGCAAAGUUCAUGACGAUUCUGCAGAUGUGGCGCCGCUGCCCUGGCCUGCGCUACUCGCCCGUGACUCUUGGCCAGGUGGCCUUCUCCGCGGGCACCGUGCAUCUGUUGAGCGCGAGCCACUGCGCGUCCAAGCAGAGUCGCAAGUUCAAAGCAUGUGUCGAGCACGUGCAGACGUGCAUCACGGCGCUGCGCGAGAUGGGUGAGACGCUCAAGUGCGCAGCCGUGAGCGCAAACACGCUCCAGAAGCUGCUGGACGAGAGCUACGCGCCCGCGCCGCCGAAGCCUGCGCCGCCACCCGCGCCCACCCCCAACGCAGGCUUCGACAUAGCCGCCAUGCUUCAGAACCCCAUGUUCGCCGAGCAACUCAAGUCGCUCGGCUGGGCGCCUCCUACGGCGGGCGGGGCUGGCCCGGCACUCAGCACCGGCACUGGCGGGAGCGCGGCGUCGACGCCGUCGGGGCCCAUGAAUGGCGUGCCCGGCACCAACGGCGCCAUCGACUGGUCGCUGUUCGGCCAUCUCCACCCGCUCGGCGGCAUGCCGAUGAACCCGGCCAACCAGGGGGCUGGAGAGCAGGGGCAGAACAUCUAUGACGUGCUGUACGCCGGCGGAUCCGAGACCGCGUUCCCGGCUGGGAACGCUUGGCAGUGGCCGUUUGGCGCGUCGGACGGCGCAGGCGUGGGCUUGUAAGGGUGGUAGCGAAGAGGAAGCAGGGUUUUUGUACGACCAUACUGUAUAGAUUAGUCACUUGUCAUAAUGUCCACGGGUCGCGAAGAAUGGGGAGAGCUGAUCCAAACUAUUCAGUCGUCAAAUUGUACAUUCAUCACAAACGUUGGGGCACGGCGCACCUUUACCACUAUCGCUUGCGCCGACGGUGUCUCAAAGGUCUGGCAGCUGGCAGACCAUCUUAUCUCCUGUCUGCAACAAAACCGCACCCAAAAGGCAUCCAGCUCGGACAUUGAAGCCC